Messenger RNA from Lontra canadensis (Northern American river otter), 850 nucleotides. RefSeq names its product ninjurin 1 (gene NINJ1). The transcript has 4 exons. Gene Ontology annotation, cellular component: membrane. The record is from RefSeq and is a predicted model, not a curated record. Gene Ontology annotation, biological process: cell adhesion; tissue regeneration. Lineage: Eukaryota; Metazoa; Chordata; Mammalia; Carnivora; Mustelidae. The coding region runs from base 67 to 522 and encodes 151 amino acids.
GGGUCCCCGCGGCCCAGGCGCGAGCGGCUCUCGGGCCCGGAGCGAGGUGGCUCCGGCGGCCGCACCAUGGAGUCGGGCCCCGAGGAGUACGAACUCAACGGCGACCUGCGCCCCAGCUCGCCUGGAUCCCCGGACGCCUCGCCAUCCCGCUGGGGCCGGAACCGGCCCAUCAACGUGAACCAUUACGCCAACAAGAAGAGCGCCGCAGAGAGCAUGCUGGACAUCGCGCUGCUGAUGGCCAACGCUUCCCAGCUGAAGGCUGUCAUCGAGCAGGGUCCCAGCUUCGCCUUCUUUGUCCCCCUGGUGGUCCUCAUCUCCAUCUCCCUCGUGCUGCAGAUUGGCGUGGGCGUGCUGCUCAUCUUCCUUGUCAGGUACGACCUCAACAAUCCGGCCAAGCACGCCAAGCUGGACUUCCUCAACAACCUGGCCACCGGCCUGGUUUUCAUCAUUGUCGUGGUCAAUAUCUUCAUCACGGCCUUUGGUGUCCAGAAGCCUGUGAUGGAUGUGGCUCCCCGGCAGUAGGGUUCAGAUGCCCCCGGAUUGCACCCGACCACAGCUACCCAGAUCCUGGAGCCGCCUCUCCCUUGAGGCCCACCUCCCUAUGGGGGGCACCCCAUGGCAACCGCAAGAGCCCAGGCAGGCCCCACUAGACUGUCCUGGGACUAGCCGCCCAUGGCUAGGCCACCCCAGGCCAGUGCAGGUCCUGAUCUGUCCUCGGCUGCCCGUUCCCCUGGAGCGUGGCCCAGGGGACAAGUGGGGCAGGGUGGUGGUCACCACGGACACACAGCAGCCCAAGGAUGUGGGCAAGGGGUCCCAGUCAGCCUUGGACUCAGGACGUUUCUAGAGUGAC